Messenger RNA from Sphaerodactylus townsendi, 1160 nucleotides. RefSeq lists its product as uncharacterized. The transcript is spliced from 2 exons. Gene Ontology annotation, molecular function: nucleic acid binding; zinc ion binding. The coding region runs from base 70 to 747 and encodes 225 amino acids. The record is from RefSeq and is a predicted model, not a curated record. Lineage: Eukaryota; Metazoa; Chordata; Lepidosauria; Squamata; Sphaerodactylidae.
CGGAAAGGUCAGCUGAGAGAAGAGCUGCGGAGAGCCUUCCCUAAAAGUAAAGAAACCUAUGUUGCCUUUAUGGCUCGGCUGAAGCUUAUAGUUCAGCAAUGGUUUAGAUCAGCGAAUGUGGAGACCUUAGAAGAAGCCAGCCAUCUGAUCGUUAGAGAUCAAUUUUUCCAAAUCCUCCCCGGAGAUAUCUCGGCAAUGGUUCAAGCUAAAGAGACUUUUGAUUUAUCAGAAUUGACUGCCUUUGCCGAUCAAAUGGCUAACAUUAAGAAUAAAGAGAGAAAAGCCUUGAAUUUUUUCACUGGGAAGAAAGAGCCGUUUAAAGCUAAUCCCAGAGAUAUGGAUUUGAGUGGCAAGGAAGGAGUUAAAGCUUCGUUCCAAAGAAAGGAGACUCCGGCAAAGUUUGGCAAGCCAGCUGAAGCUUCUACACCCAAGAGUGUUAUAUGUUUCACCUGCGGAAAGAAGGGCCAUUAUAAAAGCCAGUGUAUGGAGUCGAAAAAAGAAGCCAAAGUCCAGAUAGUAGGAGGUGAUCGAGUCCUCAUGCACACUGAAAAUUGGGAAGAAAGCAGCGGAUCGCCUAGCAGCUCUGUGCAUUCCAGUGAGGAAGAAGAGCCAGUCACUGCUAUGAUCAAGCAUUCUAAGAAACCGUGGCCUGACCCUGAACUGUUAGCUCGGAGACGUGCUGACGGUGAGAGAGCGACUCAUCCUACUGAUUUAAACCCGAUGCUUUCCCAUCCUGGUACUGAGUAACGGUUAAUUGAAGGUCUCGGCCCAGCUGCACGAAGUUUUGCUAACGGUUCGAACUUCAAUAAACUUUCAGCCACAACACCUGAUAAGAAUGAAGACUUACAUCACCUGCUUUAGUUAAUUGGCACUGAAUUGUGAUUGGCCCACUAGGGCCACCUGAUAUGCAAUUCCCCUAUAUCUGCUUUUCCAUAGUGUAACAAAGGCAACUUUUUUUCCUUGCUUCCCCCCUCCCUUUUCACUCCUAAUAUGCAAUGCUACCUCACGCUGGCUAGAGGCUGUCUAUUGAAGUAUGAGAGCUGCUUCACCUUUUCUUUUACCUGCUAAGCAAUGGAGAAAUUUUACAUUUUGAUUUUAGUAGGUUCAGUGAUUUUGUCUCUGUUUGCUUUUAUUCAAUUGAUUGUAUGCAUAGUAUGCCA